AUGUGUACUAAUCUAGGACGGACAAAGCUCCUCCUCUUCCUCCUCCUCCUCCUCUCCGUGUGCUCCGAGGACGACGAGGACGCCUACUGGAAGAUGAGCCGGGCGUACGUGGUGCUGAGUGUGAGCGAGGCCUUCGAGGACGAGGCGGACCAAUGGCUCAGCGAGUUUGAGGAGAAGCCGCCGGUGAUCUCAGCACGCGAGCUGAGCCAGCAGGACCAGGAGGCCUUCUGGCAGACCUGGGAGGAGGAAGCCCGCGCCGAGCAGGACGCCCUGCCGCCACAGCCCGUCAUCGCCGCGCGAGACUUCUUCAAGGAGGAGGACAACUGGUGGGAGGAGGACGCCGUGGACCGCCAGGAGGAGGCGCCCGACACUGCACACACCGAGGAGGGCCGCGUCAUCACCGCCAAGGAGUUCUUCCGCGAGGACGAGUGUUGGUGGCGCGACGCCCUGCAGGACGCCCCCGCCCACCACCACCUGCCCACCGACGCCGUGCCCGCAAAGGACUUCUUCGCCGACGACACACCAUGGUGGGAGGAAGACAAGGAGAAGGAGGAGGAGGAGGAGAAGAAGGAGACGCCGCAGAAGGCAAUACCUGCCAGUGAGUUGUUCAGGGAGGAGCGGCCCUGGUGGGAGGAGGAAGAGACCAGGGAGGAGGCGCCCCGUGUGGCCGCCAAGGACUUCCUGCGGGACGAGGAGGAGGUGCCGUGGUGGGAGCGUGGCGGCGACCUGGAGGAGGACGCCGCCGCCACCGCCGCCGCCGAGGACGAGGAGGGCAGCCUGAGCAUUACGGAGGACGAGGACGAGAGCAGCAGGAUGGACGACUACGAGGACGCGAGCGAGGGCGUGACGAGUGACAGCAGCAGCCUGUACACCGCCAGCGAGGGAGUGCUGCCCCCCGCCACUCACCUCCUUGGCGACGCCGCCCCCUGGUGGGAGGACACCCCUGCCCCCCGUGGCUUCAGGACACUAGCGAUAGUAGCGAGGCCACCACCCUGGACCAGGAUACCAGCGAGCGAGGACGAGAUUGAGGACAUCCCCGAGGAGGAGGCGCCGCGCCCCCCGCCCACAGUGUUUGUGGAGCUGUGCGAGGAGGCGCCCUCAGCCACCCAGGCCACCGAGGCGCCUCUGGAGAUGUACGAGGCGCGGAGCAUCCAGCUGGCGCCAUGCCCCGAGCCACGCCUGCACAAGUCAGACUCUCAGACCAGCGGCUACGAGUCCAGCGCCUCGCUGUCCGAGCCAGGGCCAGGCGGGGCCGGCCAGCAGGUGGGGCCGGGCCGGGACGAGCAGGGCGGACCGGGCGAGCAGGUGGGGGCGGCGAGCGACAGCGGCGAGGAGGAAGGCAGUAUGGCGGGCGAGGAGGGGCGCCCCGUCAAUAAGAUGGACGACUGUCUGGCCAGAGUGGACGCCACUCUCGCCAGACCCACGGCGAGCGAGGCUGGCUCGCGCAGGGCGGCGGGCGUGCGCAGCGAGUACGUGGUGAUGAAGGUGCACGUGCGGGUGCCCGAGGAAACCACCACACGACGCGAAGAGGCGCCCUGCAACGGCGGCAGGCUGGUGGGGGCGGUGUCGCACGGCGGCAAGGAAGGCCUCGCGGUGGGCAGGCCCCAGGCUAGCCAGGAUGUCUCCGCACCGCAAGACAAGGCACCCCCCAUCCCUGCACCACAAGAGGAGGCACACCCACCCCCCGCACCACAAGAGGAGGCACCCCCACCCCCCGCACCACAAGAGGAGGCACACCCACCCCCCGCACCACAAGAGGACGCACCCCCAGCUCCCGCACCACAAGAGGAGGAGCCCCCUGCCCCCGAAGCCUGCCCCCCGUCCCCGCCCAGCGCCGCCCAGGACACAGAAGAGCCACACGCCUCUGGCGAGAAGCGAGUACAGGAAGGGCAGGGCGGGGAAGACCUGGGCCAGGGUGAGGGCCAGGGUGAGGGCCUGGGUGAGGGCCUGGGUGAGGGUGAGGGGUGGGGCAGGGAGGCACCACCUCCUGGUGUGUGCGAGGACGUGGGCGGCGGCAUGAAGGAGGCGUGGCUGCGGGCGUCGCCGUCCCCUCAGGCGCGGCGGCGGCGGCAGCGAGGGUGGCGGUGUUCCACCUACGAGCCGCUCAGCCUUACGGAGUACGAUCGUCUGGCGUGGGCGUGCGCGCGCCGCCGCCGCUACUCCAGCUGCUCCCCGCCCCCAACCGCCCACCGCGCCCUAGCAGACCACUCGCCCUCUCCGCCCCGCAACGUUGCUCCCACCGCCCCGCCGCGCCGCCGCGUGCAGCCCGCCGCCCAACAAGCACCGCCGCCGCCACAGCGGCAGCAGCAGCAGCAGCAGCAAGCCGACAGCCCUGUCGCCAGCAGCAGCAGCAGCAGCCCUGCAGAUCCAACACCCUCCACACAGGCCCCGCAGGAGUCAGACCCACCACAGCUCCUGCAGGUGUCAGACCUGUCACCAGGCCCCGCAGGAGUCAGACCCGUCACCAGCCCCGCAGCCCCGCAGGAGUCAGACCCGUCACCAGCCCCACAGCCCCCGCAGCCUCGGCAGCCCCCACAGGUCCCGCAAGCAUCACAGCCGUGCUCGCCAGCCCCGCAGGUCCCCGCAGCUUGCACUAACCCAGCCACCCCUCCAGCCGCCGCCGCCGUCCCCGCCGCUCUCGCCGCCCCCGCCGUGCCGUCCGCAACUAACGCCCCUAACUCGGCUUUGUUGUGUGACGCAGAUGUCCCAGCAGAAGCAGCGGCGCCCCCGGUGGUAGGAGCGGCGCCCCCCUGCGCGUCGCGGCCCUGCGCCCCCGAGGUAAGCGGCGACGCACACAACGAGACAGUGGUGGCGUGCGCCGUGGUGCUGCUGCAAAAUGUUGCCUUCUUCCCCACACCCCCAUACUUACAGCUCCAGCAGGCGUCCCGGGCACUGCGAGGCGGAGUCUCUGGACACCCUCCCCGCCCCACCUUCAGCGUGUCCCCCCAGUAG
This is a messenger RNA of Portunus trituberculatus (swimming crab), 2952 nucleotides long. Its product is annotated as fibrous sheath CABYR-binding protein-like. The record is from RefSeq and is a predicted model, not a curated record. The transcript has 4 exons. The coding region runs from base 1 to 2952 and encodes 983 amino acids. Lineage: Eukaryota; Metazoa; Arthropoda; Malacostraca; Decapoda; Portunidae.